Molecule: messenger RNA, 3072 nt
Organism: Ilex paraguariensis (yerba mate)
Lineage: Eukaryota; Viridiplantae; Streptophyta; Magnoliopsida; Aquifoliales; Aquifoliaceae
Source: the annotation of a GenBank genome assembly
UUGUGUCGACCGGGUCUCAUCCAACAUCUUCCUGAGUUGUCAUGCAUAUACAUCGAGAGAUCUUCGAGAAUUGUCCGCUUUCGAUUCCCAACCAAUUAGGAGACAUUCUCUCGCAUCCACCCCCACCGUUUCUUCCCGAUUCCUCCUAUUUUCCAUAGGGUUUCCCUCUCUCUCUCUCUCUCUCUCUUCAGGUGUUUCCGUUGUGAGUUUGCACCCUACUUUGCUUAAAAUUGUGCGGUUUAUAUAUCCGGUGUCUGCUGAAAAUGAGUGUGGUUGGAUUUGAUAUCGGCAAUGAAACCUGUGUUAUUGCGGCUGCAAAGCAAGGUGGGAUUGAUGUUUUGUUGAAUGAGGAAUCAAACCGUGAAACACCAGCUCUGGUCUCGUUUGGCGAGAAACAAAGGUUUAUGGGCUUAGCUGGGGCUGCUUCUGCAACCAUGAACCUAAAAUCCACAAUCUCUCAGGUUAAGAGAUUGAUUGGCAGACAAUUUAAGGAACCCAGUGUCCAAAAGGACCUGAAACUGUUGCCUUUCGAGACCUCUGAAGGACCCGAUGGUGGCAUUUUGAUUCAUAUACAAUAUUUGGAUGAGAAACAUACUUUUAGCCCCGUUCAGAUCAUGGCCAUGUUGUUCACACAUCUAAAGCAGAUCAGUGAGAAAAAUCUGGAGACCCACAUUUCUGAUUGUGUCAUUGGUAUACCGUCGUACUUCACGGACUUGCAAAGGCGAGCCUAUUUGCAUGCCGCAGAGAUUGCUGGCUUGAAACCUUUGAGAUUGAUGCAUGACUGUACUGCUACUGCACUAGGUUAUGGUAUUUACAAGAAUGACUUACCUGCUGGAAGGCCAACUCAUGUUGUGUUUGUCGACAUUGGUCACUGUGAUACACAGGUUGCUGUUGCAGCAUUUGAACCGGGACAUAUGAAGAUACUCUCUCAUGCAUUUGAUAGGGAUUUAGGAGGAAGAGACUUUGAUGAGGUUAUGUUCAGACAUUUUGCUGCGCAGUUCAAGGAACAGUUCCAUAUUGAUGUUCCCUCUAAUGCUCGGGCUUCUAAAAGGCUGAGGGAAGCAUGUGAGAAACUGAAGAAAGUAUUGAGUGCGAAUCCAGAGGCCCAACUUCAUAUUGAAUGCUUGAUGGAUGAGAAAGACGUCAAGGGAUUCAUAAAGAGAGAGGAAUUUGAGCAGCUGUCAUCGAAUUUGUUGGAGAGGAUUAGCAUUCCAUGUCGUAAGGCUUUGCUUGACUCUGGUAUCAAUAUGCAGAACAUUCAUACUGUCGAACUAGUGGGAUCAGGGUCUCGGAUACCAGCUAUUAAAAGGAUUUUAGCUUCUCUUUUCAAGAGAGAACCCAGCCGGACACUAAAUGCAAGCGAGUGUGUGGCUCGUGGCUGUGCUCUUCAGUGUGCAAUGCUUAGCCCAAUAUUUCGUGUCAGAGAGUAUGAGGUUCAGGAUUCAUUUCCCUUCUCCAUUGGAUUUACAUCAGGUGAAGGUCCAAUCAGCACGGUGUCCAAUGGAGUGUUAUUUCCAAAAGGUCAUCCAUUUCCUAGUGUUAAGAUGCUUACAUUGCAUAGAAGUAAUACUUUCCAUAUAGAAGUCUUCUACUCUGACCAAAAUGAAUUGCCUCCCGACACUUCACCUAAAAUCAGCAAAUUUACGAUUGGCCCAUUUGAAGUUUCCAACAGUAAGCAGACUAAGGUCAAAGUUAAAGUUCAGCUAAACCUUCACGGAAUUGUUACUGUAGAGUCAGCCUCACUUAUAGAAGACUCCUGGAAUGAUUCUACUGUAAGAAGUGAUUCUCAUUUGACUUCAGAGAAGGCGAAGGCUGACAAUGGUGUGUCUUCUGAUGUAGCAAAUGGUUCUGAUGAUACUCAUUUUACACACUCCAAUGCUUCAUCUACAUCUGGUGCUGAUGAGAUGAAAAAGGGAAAAGUCCGGAGGCAGGAUAUACCUGUUAGUGAGAGUGUUCAUGGUGGCAUGACAAGGGCUGAGCUCUCACAAGCUCAAGAAAAAGAACUUCAGUUGGCCCAGCAAGACAUAAAGGUGGAGCAAACUAAAGAAAAGAAAAACACCCUGGAGUCUUAUGUCUACGACAUGCGCAAUAAGAUUUUUCAUACAUACCGGAGCUUUGCAACGGACUCAGAAAAGGAAGGGAUCUCUAGGACCCUACAACAGACAGAGGAGUGGCUCUAUGAGGAUGGAGAUGAUGAAUCUGAGCAUGCCUAUACUGAGAAGCUAAAGGAUCUUCAAAGGUUAGUGGAUCCUGUUGAAAAUCGAUAUAAAGAUGAAGAAGCUCGGUCAGAAGCAACUAGGGAUUUAUUAAAUUGCAUUGUAGAAAAUCGGAUGGCUGUGGGACAACUUCCUGCCAACCAGAGAGAUGUUGUAAUCAAUGAAUGCAACAAAGCUGAGCAGUGGUUGCGAGAGAAGACUCAACAGCAGAAUUCUUUGCCAAAGAGUGCCGAUCCAGUAUUGUGGUCAAGUGAAAUCAAAUGCAAAACAGAGUCUCUUGAUGCGUUGUGCAAACAGCUAAGGAGAUCCAAGGCAUCACCCACAAAACCAGAGGACGAUGUGGACUUGGAUAAGAAAAAAACAACAUGCGAGUAGGUUGAAGUACAUGCAGAUAGUUUUGGGACACCAUGCAAAGUAAAGUCUCACCAUUUUGGGUGAAAAUAGCCUUUCCCCAUCCUUGUGACUCAAGGUAGGAGCCGGAUUUUUCCUGUUACUACGCGGUCUCUCCUAUACGUUGUGCUGCUUCUUUACAAUGUCUCUAUAUUUGUGAUGUCCGUGCUUAUCUUAAUACCUUCAGACCUAUUUUAAAAAAAAAAUACCUUCAGACCUAGAUCCAGUAUUGGCUAAUUUUUUUUUGUUUACAUUCUAUAUCUGUAUUUUUGGUUUUGACAUACUUGUUGUUUGUAGAUAGUGCUUUAGUGUAGUGAAUAUGCUAACAAAUUACGGAAAAAAAAGUAAUCUUUAGCAGUAGUAUUUAGUGCUUGAUGUUGGUUAUUCUGUGUUGGCAGCAUCAAUGUUACUUUUGUCACUCUGAUUUAUCAAGUUGAAAUCAAGUGAGUCGUAGUUCUUCAAAUCA